Molecule: messenger RNA, 324 nt
Organism: Hymenoscyphus albidus
Lineage: Eukaryota; Fungi; Ascomycota; Leotiomycetes; Helotiales; Helotiaceae
Source: the annotation of a GenBank genome assembly
AUGCCCCUCAAAAGCCGGUAAACUCGCCACAUUCGCCCUCGUAAACGUGGGCCUCAACAACGCCCGACUACGUUCCCAAAACAAACCAUCCAUCGUAAAAACCCCCUCUCCCAUAAACGGCAACGUCGCAUCCCUCCUAAUAGGCUUCACCCCGAACUUCUCAAAGUCCAGCGCAUGGACCGUCUGCAAAUUCCUGGGAUCGACGGUAAACACAUUCCGCCUCCCAAUCGAGAUCCCGUGGAAGAUGGUGCCGAAUUGCUUGUAGCGGUCCAGCCAGCCGAAGACCAUGCGGUGGUUUGGGCGUUGCGGAUGCUGGAGAGGUAG